Messenger RNA from Durio zibethinus, 1119 nucleotides. RefSeq names its product germin-like protein 7 (gene GLP7). The record is from RefSeq and is a predicted model, not a curated record. Gene Ontology annotation, molecular function: manganese ion binding. Lineage: Eukaryota; Viridiplantae; Streptophyta; Magnoliopsida; Malvales; Malvaceae.
AAAAGUCUUCUAAAAAAUUCCUUUGUUUCCUAUAGAAAUUUUAUAAUUCUGCCUGUUCUGAUUUUUGAAGCAUUGAUUCUGCUGAUUAUCUAGAGAGAGGCAAAGUGAUGAUGAACUGGCUAACACUCAUUGAACAGAAAGGACAUUUGCUUGAGAGCAAAUAAAGAUGUCACAGUUGUCCAGUCAGUUUUAAACACACCAUCACUUGGGGGGUUUAUCUCAACACCCUUUUACUUGCCUUGUUUCUUCCUCCUCUAUUGCCUCUUAAGCUACUCAAUCUCCUUAGUAAAAAGGAAAAAAAAAUGCACUUCUACUUAAAACAUCAGCGUCUGAACUCCACUAUAUAUAACUUCUUUUUGCUUCUUGAAAUUCACAUCUCAAAUCCAAAAACUCUCCUAUUCCUUGAGCCUUAUAAUAAGAUCAGCAUGAACAUCAGUUGCCUAUUUCUUCAACUAUUCUUCGGCCUAACUCUUCUACUGGGCCUUGCUACAUCAGACCCUGACCCUCUUCAAGAUUACUGCAUUGCGGAUACAAAAUCCCCUUUAUUUCUCAAUGGUGCACCCUGUCUCAACCCAAGUCUAGCUCAUUCCUCUCAUUUCACCACUUCAGCUCUUGCCAAACCUGGUGACACGAAGUCUAACCCAAUCGGCUUCAGUAUUACACUAACCACCCUUGCUAAUUUGCCAGGAAUUAACACCAUGGGUCUAACCAUGGCCCGUGUCGACAUAGCGUCUAACGGGCUUGUUCCACCCCACUCCCACCCACGGGCCUCAGAAGUUACCAUCUGUCUAAAGGGUGUUCUUCUUGUGGGCUUUGUGGAUACCUCUAACCGCCUCUUCACUCAACAACUUGGGCCUGGUGACUCCUUCGUAUUUCCAAGGGCUCUAAUCCAUUUUCUCUACAACCUGGACUCAAGGAAUCCCGCUUUGGCUGUAUCUGGGCUCAGCAGCCAAAACCCAGGUGUACAAAUAGCUUCCAGGGCUAUAUUCGUAUCAAAUCCAUCAAUUCCUGACGUAAUUUUGGAAAAAGCAUUUCAAAUCAGCAGCACGGACAUUGCCAAGAUUCGCAGGAACCUUGGCGGGUGAUUCAAGUGACUACGUUUUUAUUUUUAUUUUUCUG